CCGUAACACCUGAAUCCCUUAUAUCUCGCCUUUGCCCACCUUCCUCCAGCUUGCAAUUCCGUGGAUGCAACCAAUGGCCGCCGGGUGAAUGUGAUAGGAUAGCUAGAAGAAUAGCCGCCGCGCGUACGGAGAGAGAUGGGAAGGCUGCAGGAGCAUUUCUCCUCCAAUGCCGGCGAUACGUCGCCCUUCCUCGGCCCGUCUCCGCCGCUCUUCGGUUGCGACUCGUCAUCCCCUUCGCCGCUGCUGCUUCCGGCGCCGCCCGGCGGGAAGAGGGGGUUCGGUGGGAGAAGGAGCUCCAGGCACGUCAUCGUGAAGCUCAUCUGCUCGCCCUUCGCUGCCGUCUUCAGGACCACGUGCUCCCCGCGUGCCCAUUCGAUCGGAGAUGACGAUGACCUGACAAGCGGGGCCGGUGACGAGCAAGAAGGGCAGGCGGCAAGGAGAAGGCCGAGGCUCGAGGAGCUGCUCAAGAUGGAGUCAGCGUCGUCGGAUCCCGAGGAGCUCAUCAAGAAGCCCACGGAGUUAGUACCUGCCGACAUGGACGACUCCUGGAAGGAGAGCGCCAUCGUGGUGUUUGAAGCCUUCGGGGACGAGAAAGACGACACGAGCCGCACCACCGGCGAAGAAGAAGAAGAGGAAGAGGAAGAAGAUGAUCAGCUGGAGUACGCCCUUCCUCCGGGGCGUCAGAUGGCGAUCGUGCGGCCUGCGGGUCUCGGCGUCAGCCAGACCGCGGUGGGUGGUGGCGCGGCUCUGAUGAACGUGAAGAGGCUCGUGCUCCUCCUUGAAGCCAUGCGGGCGCGGUCCAUGGCUCUCAAGGUGAAGGCGGGCUCGUCGUCGUCGUACUGGAGGCUGUCUGGGCCUGGGCCUGGGCCUGGUGGGCGUGCGGCUGACAAGAAGGCCGAUCAGUUGUUGUUCUAUGACCGGCCCAUCCCGUUGGGGCGGAGGUGCAGGGUGCAGCACCUGCAGGAGACCUCCCCUUAUCAGUGAUUGGUUUUCGCUUUCGAGUUGUUGUCUCUGCAUGGUUGGAUCGAUGGCCUACUGAAUAUGGUUGCCGAGUUGCUAAACGAACUUCGUCUGCGAUCAUAUAAAAAAUGAACAAUAAAAUAAACCAAAACAGUUUCUUUUUUGAA
Molecule: messenger RNA, 1127 nt
Organism: Brachypodium distachyon (stiff brome)
Lineage: Eukaryota; Viridiplantae; Streptophyta; Magnoliopsida; Poales; Poaceae
Exons: 1
Coding region: 136-984 (282 amino acids)
Source: RefSeq, a predicted model, not a curated record